Molecule: messenger RNA, 932 nt
Organism: Elephantulus edwardii (Cape elephant shrew)
Lineage: Eukaryota; Metazoa; Chordata; Mammalia; Macroscelidea; Macroscelididae
Gene: TMEM150A
Product: transmembrane protein 150A
Exons: 7
Coding region: 110-925 (271 amino acids)
Biological process (GO): protein localization to plasma membrane
Source: RefSeq, a predicted model, not a curated record
GCCAGGGCAGCUGAUGGUUGUGGCCAAAGUGUCCUAAGGUAGCUGCUGGGCCUGCCCCUCUCCCCACCUUCCUGUCCUGCCCCCACCACCACCCUGGCCCCCCUCCCUCAUGACCGCCUGGAUCCUCCUGCCUGUCAGCCUGUCAGCAUUCUCCAUCACUGGCAUAUGGACUGUGUAUGCCAUGGCCGUGAUGAACCGCCACGUGUGCCCUGUGGAGAACUGGUCCUACAAUGACUCCUGCUCUCCUGACCCUGCCGAGGAAGGGGGGCCCAAGACCUGCUGCACCUUGGAUGAUGUUCCCCUCAUUAGCAAGUGCGGUACAUACCCCCCAGAGAGCUGCCUCUUCAGCCUCAUUGGCAACAUGGGUGCAUUCAUGGUGGCUCUCAUAUGCCUCCUACGCUAUGGGCAGCUCCUGGAGCGCAGCCGCCACUCCUGGGUCAACACUACGGCACUCAUCACUGGCUGCACCAACGCCGCGGGCCUUGUGGUGGUUGGCAACUUCCAGGUGGAUCAUGCCAAGUCCCUGCACUAUGUCGGCGCGGGUGUGGCCAUGCCUGCGGGGCUGCUCUUCGUGUGCUUGCACUGUGCUCUCUCCUACCAUGGAGCCACCGCGCCCCUGGACCUGGCAAUGGCCCAUCUGCGGAGCGUGCUGGCCGUCAUCGCCUUUGUCUUCCUGGUUCUCAGUGGGGUCUUCUUUAUCCACGAGAGCUCUCUGCUGCAGCACGGGGCAGCCCUGUGUGAGUGGGCGUUUGUCAUCGACAUCCUCGUCUUCUACGGCACCUUCAGCUAUGAGUUCGGGGCAGUGUCCUCCGACACACUGGUGGCUGCAUUCCAACCUGCCUCUGGCCGGGCCUGCAAGUCCUCAGGGGGCAGCAGCACCUCCACACACCUCAACUGUGCCCCUGAGAGUAUUGCCAUGAUCUGAUGGGGAG